Scylla paramamosain (green mud crab) is the source of this 3048-nucleotide messenger RNA. It is a transcript of the gene TH1, whose product is annotated as negative elongation factor D-like. The record is from RefSeq and is a predicted model, not a curated record. NCBI's taxonomy places the organism in Eukaryota, Metazoa, Arthropoda, Malacostraca, Decapoda, Portunidae. Gene Ontology annotation, cellular component: NELF complex; nucleus; cytoplasm. Gene Ontology annotation, molecular function: GTPase activator activity; RNA binding. Bases 132 to 2144 code for a protein of 670 amino acids. The transcript is spliced from 13 exons. Gene Ontology annotation, biological process: negative regulation of transcription elongation by RNA polymerase II; protein export from nucleus.
CAGGCUAGUUUGGUUAAGCUAGAUUAGUUUGUUUAGGUUAGGUUAAGUUAGUUUCGUUUGGCGAUGGUGCGUGACAGCCAGCUGGCGGCCAGUCCUCUCGGGGGGAACAUUGUGUGGCCCCUGAACCCACCAUGCAGCCUGACAAACACAAGGAAGGCACUGAGGCUGACCAGAGCAAGGGAGAGGACAUGUCUUCACCAAGUCCCCCAGCCUCUUCUGCUUCAUCCUCUUCCUCCUCCACCACCACCUCCUCUUCCUCCUCCUCCUCUGUCACCACCGUCACCACUACCACUACCACAACCACCACUUCCUCUCCUUCUUCCACCUCAUCCUCCUCCUCCUCAUCCUCCUCCUCCACUACGACCAGUAGCACCAGAGGAACCCAUGCUGUCAGUGAUGUUAGCAGUACUGGUAGCAGCAGCAGUAACAGCAGUGCUGACAGCAGCAGCGUGAACAGCAGUAACCGUGUGUCACCGGCAAUAGGUGUGAGCUCCAGCAGUGUUGGCACCAGCUUGUCCAGCCCAGGCAUGGGGAAUCCUUUUGCACGGGCCGCUCCUCACGCCUCCUGGGGCUCCACCGAGUCCUGUGAGCAGCGCCCCAUCCUGGCUCCAUCCCGGCUGUCCUCCCAGACUGACUCAGGCUCCAAAGUUACCUCCAGUGGAGUGCUGAGGCCUUCCUCCUUGGGGGCAUCGGGAAGGCUGGGGGGUCCCCUCCGACCUGCUGCAGGCACCUCCUUCUUCCCACCCCCAACCCUCACAGUCACAGGCUCAUCCCCACCCCAGGCUGCCAAAUCUGAAUUUAAGCUGAAACCCUCAGUGCUUGGUUCUCCAAACCCCUUUGCUAAACCUGUGCCUGAAAGCCCAGGGGAGAAACCUGAGGGUGGUAGGGAAGGAAGCAGCAGAACAGUGGGCAGUAACAACCAGCAGGAGGAUGGCACAUCACCAGUCAGUGGCAGUCAGUGCCAGGCGCCAUCAUCAACACCUGCUGCCACCACCACACCCUCCAAGGAUGUGGCUCAAGGAACAAGGACACCCACACAAACCCAGGACACCAAGAGCACAAGUAGAAGCCAAGCCAACAGUAACAGUAGCAACAGCAGCACGCCAGGAAACAAUAGCAUCACCACCACCUCCACCAUCGGCGCCAGGAGCCUGUUCUUGCCACUGUCCCGCACCAGCAACAACAGUGACAGUACCUCCAGCCCAACACUUAGUAGCAGUUUCAUCUUUGGCCAGAAUUUGCACUCCAAAGUGGCUAGUGGUGCAGCAACGAACAGCAGCGGUGGCAGCAGUGGUGGUGGUGGUGGUGGUGGUGGUGGCUGGGGUCUGGCCACUGAUGCAGCAGCUCCCACCACCAAUGGGGAGAAGCCCACUGGCAAUCUCUUCUCAGAAGCAGUGUCUGAGGUGUCCAGGUGGUCCGAGGGUGCAGCAGGUGGUGGCGGAGCAGCAGCUGGGGCAAGUCUGACAGCAGCAGGAGCUGCUGCAGGAGCCACCACCAAUGGCCAGCCACAUACUGGUAACCUCUUCUCAGAGGCUGCCUCGGAGAUCUCCAGGCCAGGGGAGGAGCACCAGGCAUGGGGCAGUGGACAAUCAUUGGCCGAGUCAUCGCGUGAACUGACAGAGAAGGAGAAGAGCCAGAAGCGGAAGUUUGAUGAGGUGGAGGUGAUUACCGGCGAGGAGAACGAGUCCAACGUGCUGCAGAUGAAUUGCCGGCUGUAUGCUUGGGUCAGCGGCUGGUGGCAGGAGCGGGGCCGGGGCAUCCUGCGACUCAAUGACUGGGACGCGGGGGACCAGCAGGGCGGGGCAGAGGCUACAGGUGGUAGUAGUGGGAGGAGUAAGGAAAUUCGUUCUCGUCUAGUGUUUCGCACACAGGGCACGCUCACUGUCAUGCUCAACACAAAGGUAUGGGCCGACAUGUCUGUGGAAAGAGUCAGCAGUAAAAAUGUUCGCUUUACGGCACUAGAUGCAGAUGGACAGCCCAAGAUCUUCAUAGCUGCGGGAAGCCCCAAAGAUGCAGAUCUGCUGCACAACUCCCUGGAGUGGCGCGUGGCAGCCUUACGCGCCCACACACAGGAGGAAACUACUGCUGAGAGCACCAAGAAAGCAAAGACAGAUGACAACACAUCCCCAGCUGUGCCCUUGUAGACAUGGUUAUUGACUGACUGAGCUGAUAGGGGCACAGCCUUCCAGGAGCAAGCAACCUGCAGGUCACAGAAGACCAGUGCGUUGUGAUGCUUUACCUCCGGUGCAAUAUUGGUGGCACCCUUGUAAGAACACACGCACACGCACACGCACACACACACACACACACACACACACACACACACACUUCACUCUUGUCAAAUGGAAGUUACAAUUUUUUAUAUAUUAAUUUCCACAUACUUAAGUAUAUUUUAGUGUUGGCUUGGACAAUGUUGACAGUGUCAGGGGAUGGAGGGAAGCCUACACUCAGCCUUACCCCAGCAGUCCCCAGCAAGGGCUGCCCAGAGGCCUCUCCUGGAUGGAAGAAUCAACACAGGACUUGUAUGCUGGAUUACUUGUCAGUUGAUGGGUCUUGGUAUUUUUAUUACAUUUGAUAAUUACGUAUAUAUGUAGUGAAAGAAUGCCUGAAGUACUGUUUCCUGGCCCAUAGCAAAGGAAAUUCAGUACUAUGACUGCAGAUAUCCUCCUUAGACUUAUUUAUACAUGCAUAUUAGUUUGAUGGGAAGUGAAAAGGAUGUACUUUAAGUAAAAUUUCCAACUGACCCUGCCAAACACAAUGCAUGCGGACUGCUGGUCAUAUUCACAUACACACACACACCAAAGUGUUGGAUACUGACUUGGGAGGAAUUCCGGUGUAGUUUUGGCCAAAGUGUUGGAGCUGCAGUGCAGAACUGAACAAGAUGGGUAUGGCUCUUUAUUGAUCUGAAAGUGUAGGGCAGCCACUUGCAUGAGACUGGACCAACUGACACUUUGUUACUGGAAAAUAAUGGACGCAUUGUUUUGGUCAUAUUGACCUUGAAAACAGGACUGCACAUGUGCAAAAAAUAAAGGCAUGUUUUUUACCAAA